AUGUGCAGCACAUUAUGUGGCCACACGCACAAACGCUGCCCUCCUUGGCCUCUCCAUGCACACACAACACUUCCCCUCCUCCCCUCCCCACCCACCCCCUCCUCCCCUCCACUCACUUCACCAACCGCUGCUGCUGCUCCUGCUCUCUCUCCCAUUUGCCUCCCUCCCGCCCCUCCUCUGGACUGCCUGUCCCUGCACCUCUCCUCUUCUUCCUCCUUUGCUUCUUCCCUCGAUCUAUUUAUCAGAACGUUCCUCCGGCCGGUUGCCCGAAACCCUGAUGCAUGUGUGUGGGUGGGGCUAGAGGAGCGGUCCCAGCGCAAGGCCUUCAUCCUGGAGCAUGGUCUGCUGGACCCGAGAAGAGUGGACGGAAUGAUCCGAUCCCAAACAAACACCAGUAGCAGCAGGGGCAGGGAGCAGGACAGGGCAGAGGAGGCGGCGGAACGAGGAGGGGAAAGGGAAGGCGGGGGUGAAAGGGAGAUGGGGGGAGAGUAA
This is a messenger RNA of Closterium sp. Naga37s-1, 492 nucleotides long. NCBI's taxonomy places the organism in Eukaryota, Viridiplantae, Streptophyta, Zygnematophyceae, Desmidiales, Closteriaceae. The record is from the annotation of a GenBank genome assembly.